Beauveria bassiana ARSEF 2860 is the source of this 666-nucleotide messenger RNA. Its product is annotated as DSBA-like thioredoxin domain protein. Gene Ontology annotation, molecular function: oxidoreductase activity. The transcript has a single exon. The coding region runs from base 1 to 666 and encodes 221 amino acids. The record is from RefSeq and is a predicted model, not a curated record. Lineage: Eukaryota; Fungi; Ascomycota; Sordariomycetes; Hypocreales; Cordycipitaceae.
AUGACAGCCUUCAACAUCAAAGUUGUCUCCGACACUGUGUGCCCGUGGUGCUUUGUUGGCCACCGACAACUGGAGCAAGCCAUCAAGCUCUGGCACAAGAAGCACCCGGAUUCCAAGGACACCUUCAAUGUCGAAUUUUUUCCCUACCAACUCAUGCCGGAGUUUCCGCGAGGAUCCGGCCAGAGCACGGACAAGGAGACACUUUACAACGCGAAAUUUGGCGCCGUGCAAAGACAGCAAAUCAGCCAGAGGCUCACAGCUAUCGGCGCACCUCUCGGCAUCAACUUUCGCUGGGGCGGCAACGUCGGCAACACGCGCGACUCUCAUCGAUUGAUUGAAUUGGCCAAAAAACAUGGCAGCAAAGUUCAGCAAAAAACCGUUGACGGUAUUUUCUCGGCCUACUUUGAGAAAGAGCAGGACAUCACUAUGCACGAGGUCCUCGGUGAGAUUGCCAAGUCGGCAGGCAUUCCGGAAGGUGAUUUCAGAAAGGCCAUUGUGGAAAGUGACGAGUAUGGUGCCCAAAUCGACAAAUCUGUUGCGGAGGCGAGGGCAAAUAGCGUCCAGGGCGUUCCUGACUUUACUAUCCAGGACAAGUUCAAGUUGUCUGGGGCGAGAGACGCAGAGGCCUUUAUUUCGCUGCUGGAAAGAGUCAAGCAAAUGAAUUAA